CGUCAGUCCACAACGGUAGUCCAUUGGGGAUCAAUCUCCAAAGGUGGACGAAUACGAGAACUCUGUUGGGUUUUACGUUUUAAGGUGGGAAAAUCUGGAGGGGUUAUGUGCCGAAGCAAUGUGGCAUGUUAAUCUCCCUCGGUUUAUGAUAUGAGUCCGGCUUCGCCUAGGAAUACGAGCUGGAAACACACACCGUCGAAAUUCAGUCCACACUAUCAAUCUAAAUAUUCUCAGAAUGGCGGCUACACAAACUAUCCAAGUUCCCCACCUCGGCGGUAUCAAGGCCGGCUAUGCUCUCUCCAAUGACCACUAUGAUCCCUCCAAGCCGACAUGCGUUCUCAUCAACUCGAUGUGCAUGACUGUCUCUCUCUACAAUGACCAAUUCAAUAAUAAGGAGCUGACUGAUGCGAUGAACCUCCUGGCCAUCGAGCCAUUGGGUCAUGGCGCAACCAGUUGUCCCUCCGAACAUUUUACCUACUGGGAUUCGGCCAUCAUGGCGUUACAGGUCAUGGAUCACUUUGGGAUCCAGAAGGCGUUCGCCCUGGGAACAAGCCAAGGGGGAUGGAUGGUGACCCGGAUGGCCCUCCUCGCACCAGAUAGGAUCCUCGGUCUCAUGCCCCUGGGAACAUCUAUGGAUUACGAAUCAGAUGACUCUCGGUCCAAGGGGUGCUGGGACCCCGCAGCCAGUCUGAUAGCUUUCUAUGACAAGUGGACGAGUCCUUCGGCCACACCUGACUUUGUGGUAGAUGAUGUUUGGUGUGGUCUGGUGGGAGGCAUUGGCUUUGGGGCUGCAGCCACCGCCGAGAAAUCCGCGUUCUGGACCCAAACCCUCAAAGAAGUAUACAAGGGUGACGAGGGACGAAAGAAGGUGCGCAUGGCACUCAAUUGCCUCCUGGAGCGAGACGGACUGUUGCUCCGACUGAGGGACAUUAGAUGCCCCGUUUAUUGGCUACAGGGCACUGAGGAUACACCCUUUGGAACGGUCGUUCCUGCGGAGCAAAUCAAAUUGUUCACUGCUUCCCCAGAAGCUAAACUGGUCAUGAUUGAGGGCGGUGCGCACUAUCUGAACGCCACAAAUCCAAAGGAGGUGAAUGAGGCACUCGUGGAAAUGGUCACUAAGUAUAAAUGAAGUGUUCCUGUGUAAGCCUUGCAGAUAGGUACUGGAUUGACACAAUGUUUAUAUACGAGACAAAUGCCUGGGAGAGUGAAGGACUAGCCGUUAGGUAGUGUGGUUCAAUAAUUAUGUAGACUGUCAAGAGUUCGCCACUGCUUGGUCAAGAGGGAGUGUACGUAGUACUUUUUACGUCUUGAGACAGUCGUGGAAGUUCCCUUGUCAAGAAACUUUUCGUAUUUAGGCAGAACCACGUGGAUUAUCCGGACCCGCCAACAGUUCAGUCACUGGCCUGAGGACGCAAGUGGAGUCCCGGAGCAGCUGCCUAACC
Molecule: messenger RNA, 1442 nt
Organism: Aspergillus pseudotamarii
Lineage: Eukaryota; Fungi; Ascomycota; Eurotiomycetes; Eurotiales; Aspergillaceae
Product: alpha/beta fold hydrolase
Exons: 3
Coding region: 236-1129 (297 amino acids)
Molecular function (GO): catalytic activity
Source: RefSeq, a predicted model, not a curated record